UCCCUUCCCCGGGGCAUUUCUCCCGCCGCAGCGCCUGUACCCACACUGUGAUGGCCUGGUUGCCACUCCUGCCGUUCCUGCCGGCCCUGCUGCUGCUGCUCCAAGUCCCCGCGGCGGCGCACGCGUCCCCGCUGGGCACACUCCCCGCGGGGACAGCCCCCUGCAAGGCUGGUGCCCUGUGCCCACAGGUGUCCCUUGGGAAGUCCGACUCACCACCUGUCAACGUGAGCCUCUACUACGAGGCGCUGUGCCCUGGCUGCCGGUACUUCCUGAUCCGAGAGCUGUUCCCGACAUGGCUGAUGGUUAUGGAGAUCCUCAACGUCACACUGGUGCCCUAUGGAAAUGCCAGGGAGCAGAAUGUCAGUGGCAGGUGGGAGUUCACGUGCCAGCAUGGGGAGGAGGAGUGCAAGCUCAACAAGGUGGAGGCCUGCCUGUUGGACAAGCUGGAGAGCGACGUGGCCUUCCUAACCAUUGUCUGCUUAGAGGUUAUGGAUGACAUGGAGAAAAAUCUAAAGCCAUGCCUACAGGUGUAUGCCCCAGAUGUGUCCGCAGAUACCAUCAUGGAGUGCGCAAUGGGAGAUCGGGGCACACAGCUCUUGCAUGUGAACGCCCAACUUACAGAUUCUCUGGAGCCGCCCCACCAGUAUGUGCCUUGGGUCGUCGUUAAUGGGAAACCUUUGGGUGAGAAGAGCCAGCUCCUACCCCUUGUGUGCCAGUUGUACCAGGGUAAGAAGCCGGAUGCCUGCUCACUCAUGACCAGCUCCCACAGGGAUGUCUGCCUCAAGUGAUGGCCUUGGACGUCUGACCGAGGACUGCCUCGGUCCUUGGAGGGAACUGAUGGAAGAAGAAUGAGCUCCCACUGGCCCCCAUUUUUCUGAUCCCUGACUCACCAGCUAUGGCUCUCGAUCUAGAUAACUUACACAUCCCAUGAAGUCCAACUCAAAAUUUUGCCCCAAGAUCAAGAAUCUUGCCCCACCAAAAAUGGUGCUACGUUGAAAUGAGCUUAAUAAACCUUUCCAGAUGCUGUGA
This is a messenger RNA of Phyllostomus hastatus (greater spear-nosed bat), 1029 nucleotides long. It is a transcript of the gene IFI30, whose product is annotated as IFI30 lysosomal thiol reductase. Gene Ontology annotation, molecular function: oxidoreductase activity, acting on a sulfur group of donors, disulfide as acceptor. The record is from RefSeq and is a predicted model, not a curated record. Bases 51 to 788 code for a protein of 245 amino acids. The transcript is spliced from 7 exons. Gene Ontology annotation, cellular component: lysosome. NCBI's taxonomy places the organism in Eukaryota, Metazoa, Chordata, Mammalia, Chiroptera, Phyllostomidae.